AUGAACGGUAAACAGAAAAAGUCUUAUUCUCAUGCCUGGGUACUAUAUAAUCACCCGUAUCAAUCCAAUUUAUUUGCCACUGGAGAUAAGACGAAGCAGGACUCUUGGAAUAAUCGCAGGCAAAUAAUCUACCAUGAGAGUAUUCAUAGUGAUAUUUUUUUGUAUUAUUACGACAUGCACAUGUACGCAAAACGAUUUUCCAUUCCGGGGACAGAGAGAUACCGAAUUCGACUUGCAGUUAACCAAACAUUUGCUCGCAUCUCAAACGACCAACACAGUGAUAUCGCCACUGACGGUGAAAAUUUUGCUAGUUCUACUGUACGAAGCCACCGGAGAUGCUGCCCGGUUUUCAGGAAUACAAACCAAGUGGGAAUUGAGAACUGUUCUGGAAUACAACGGUGAUCUGAAUGCAACUCGUAGCAAGUAUCGCCAAUGGUUGAAUUCAGCGCUGUCAACCCACAACGACUACAAUCUGCAGAUUGCCACAAAGUUCUUCGUCGAGGACUACAUUGACGUCAUCUACAAGUAUCGAAUCAUUUCAGACCAUUACUACAACGCCACGGUUGACAGAAUUCCUUUCUCCCAACCGAAAAAUGCCGCACAACUGAUUAAUAACUGGGUGAACAAAACAACGGACGGACGCAUUUCGGAACUCGUUAAUCCUGAUGAAUUGGAAGGAGCGAUUAUCACAUUGAUCAACGCCGUAUGUUUCAAAGGACUGUGGACUUACCCAUUCCCAGAAUUUACUACAAUAUUGACCUUCUAUGGCAAGCAGAAGCAAGUGCAAGCUUCAUUCAUGGAACAAAAUGGACCAUUCUACUAUGAUGAUUCAGAUACACUGGGUGCACAGCUAUUACGAAUGCCAUUUCAGGGAGGCAAAUUCGCAAUGUAUUUUAUCCUACCCCACCAAGGAAAGACUGUUGAUGAUGUUCUGGAGAAAAUCACUCCUGCAGCCCUCCACCUGGCACUUUGGUACAUGGAUGAAACAGAACUGAACGUUACCAUUCCAAAGUUUAAAUUUGACUUCACCGAAGAACUGAACCAACCACUGAAGGAUAUCGGGAUUCGUAAAAUUUUCUCCCAAAGCGCCUUCCUGCGCGUUCUGACACACGCAAUAGAUGCUCGAAGUGAAAAUCUAGUUCCACGAGUGAUUCAAAAAACUGGAAUCAACAUCAAUCACCUGGGAAGUGGUGUCCAUGGAGCUGCGGAAGCCCAUCGAGUCAACAAAAUCGUUGGAGACGAAACGCAAAUUUUCACCGCCAAUCGGCCAUUCUUGUUCUUUAUCGAAGAUGAGGACUUUGGUACGCUGCUGAUAGCUGGCAGGGUUGAAGAUCCAACCAAAUGAAGCGGGUCUGUGAUAUGGAGUUGAAGCACAUUGAGCAGAUCUAAAGGAUUUUCAGUAGCAAAAUAAAUAGAAACAAAUUGAUGGCAAGAUGGACGAUUAGAACAAAGAUUAAAACAGGUUAUGUGUU
Messenger RNA from Aedes albopictus (Asian tiger mosquito), 1472 nucleotides. Its product is annotated as serine protease inhibitor 2. Lineage: Eukaryota; Metazoa; Arthropoda; Insecta; Diptera; Culicidae. The record is from RefSeq and is a predicted model, not a curated record. Gene Ontology annotation, molecular function: serine-type endopeptidase inhibitor activity. The transcript is spliced from 7 exons. The coding region runs from base 134 to 1345 and encodes 403 amino acids.